Messenger RNA from Oikopleura dioica, 612 nucleotides. NCBI's taxonomy places the organism in Eukaryota, Metazoa, Chordata, Appendicularia, Copelata, Oikopleuridae. The record is from the annotation of a GenBank genome assembly.
AUGGACUCCUCACCUUCCAUAAACUCGUUCAACGCUCCAAACGGAACCCCAUACCACGCCUUGAUUCUUGAAUACCUUCCUGGCGGAGAUUUGGCCCAGUUCUUUGAGAAAAUGCUCAACAACGAAGGGGGCGAAAACGAGCUACCAUGGGCUCAGAACGACGCUUUGCGAAUCUCUGCCCAGCUGGUUCUUACUUUGAACUACAUUCAUGGGAAGAACAUCAUGCACCGAGACGUAAAGCCUGAAAAUAUUCUCAUGUCCGCCGAUUACCAACAGGAAGCAACUAAAAAUCAACAUUUUCAACGCGACCAUUUAGUGAUUUUGGGCAUGGGCCAGUGGUGUCUGUUUGCGUACUUUUGGUUUGGAGAUCGGAUUCAAAUCACGGCUUUCUGGGCUACUACAGCCGUCGCGGUAAUUUUGUCAGCUGUGCAUGGCUGUUUUCUCACAAGAAACAUUGGCGCCACAAGAAACCCAGUUAUUUCUACAGAAGCUGAUUUUGGGGCUGAUAUCAAUUUCUUCUACGCCGCUCAAAUUGCAUUUGCAUUCGUUCAGAUUUCCUGUUCCAUUUCCGUGCUGUACUUUCUGUUCGACUGCGCCUGGCGGGGGCUUUAA